Selaginella moellendorffii is the source of this 2144-nucleotide messenger RNA. Its product is annotated as peptidyl-prolyl cis-trans isomerase CYP71. Gene Ontology annotation, biological process: protein peptidyl-prolyl isomerization; protein folding. Gene Ontology annotation, molecular function: peptidyl-prolyl cis-trans isomerase activity; protein binding. The record is from RefSeq and is a predicted model, not a curated record. The transcript is spliced from 12 exons. NCBI's taxonomy places the organism in Eukaryota, Viridiplantae, Streptophyta, Lycopodiopsida, Selaginellales, Selaginellaceae. Bases 39 to 1991 code for a protein of 650 amino acids.
AGGGUUGAUACAUAUAGUUUUCUUUCUAGGGCGGAAGAAUGGAUGUGGAGGAGGAGGGCGAUGCUGCGCCGGCGCCCGGCCCAGCCCCCGCGCCCACGCGCAAGCCCAAGCGCCCGCUCGACUUCGAGCACGCAUUCCUGGAUGCGUUGCCCUGUGCCGCCAUGUACGAGAAGAGCUUCAUGCACAGGGACGUCGUCACGCACGUCGCGGUGUCCGUCGCCGAUUUCUUCAUCACUGGUAGCUGUGACGGGCAUCUCAAGUUUUGGAAGAAGAAAGGAACUGGAGUGGAGUUUGUGAAGCACUUUCGCUCCCAUGUUGGCCCCAUUGAAGGACUGGCUGUGAGCGCAGACGGCCUUCUCUGUUGUACUAUAUCGAACGAUCGCUCCGCGAAAAUCUACGAUGUUGUCAAUUACGACAUGAUUUCAAUGCUGCGGCUCUCUUUUGUUCCCGGGGCGGCUGAGUGGGUUGUCAAGCAAGGAAGCACCGACUCAAAGCUUGCCAUUAGUGACAGAGCGACGCCUGCUGUUCACAUUUUUGAUGCUCGUUCUGGGAGCAACGACCCUCUGAUUUCCAACGAGGUGCAUGGCUCCCCUGUCAAACUGAUGAAGUUUAUCCCGGCAUUCGAUACCGUAGUCUCGAUCGACGACAAAGGAAUGAUUGAGUAUUGGUUGACAAAAACCAUGGAGUUCCCUUACAAAGUUGUGAAUUUCAAGUAUAAAACUGAAACUGAUCUGUACACUCUAGCAAAAUGUAAAACAACAGUGUCUGCCUUGGAGGUUAGUCAGGACGGGCUACAAUUUGUGACCUCGUCACCAGAUAGGCGCAUCCGCGUGUUUAGAUUUAAAACAGGUAAACUGAGGCGGACCUUUGAUGAAUCACUGGAGGUCGCACAAGAUUUGCAGAGAAGUGACCAGCCACUGUGCCGGCUAGAUGCUUUUGACUUCGGGCGCCGCAUGGCCGUUGAGAAGGAAAUUGAGAAAGCGGAGAACGUCCCACCCGCCAACGCAAUCUUCGACGAGAGUGGCAACUUUUUGCUUUAUGCAACACUCUUGGGAGUUAAGGUUGUCAAUCUGUCCACCAACAAAGUGGCGAGAAUCCUUGGUAAGGUGGAAAACACGGAAAGGUUUUUAAGAAUUGCGCUGUACCAAGGGGGAAGCGGUGUCAAAAAGGUCAAGAAGAUUGGUGCCAAUGCUGUAGACCAGAAGGAGUCCGUGACAGAUCCAACCCUCAUCUGCUGCGCAUUUAAAAAGCACCGUUUCUAUAUUUUCAGCCGGAGGGAGCCUGAAGAAGCAGAGGAUGCAUCCAAGGGCCGGGAUGUCUUCAACGAGAAACCCCCGCCUGAGGAGUUGCUGGCAAUAUCGGACGUUGGCAAGGCUACCACUACUUCCUUGCCCCUGAACGUGAUGAUGCAUACGACCUUGGGAGACAUCCACAUACGUCUCUACCCCGAGGAAUGCCCGAGGACCGUGGAGAACUUUACUACGCACUGUCGGAAUGGUUAUUACGACAACCUGAUAUUCCAUCGGGUGAUCAGAGGCUUUAUGAUCCAGACGGGCGACCCGCUGGGAGACGGCACAGGCGGGCAGUCAAUUUGGGGGGGUGAAUUCGAAGACGAGUUCCACAAGAGCCUUCGACAUGAUCGCCCGUUUACCGUGUCCAUGGCGAAUGCGGGGCUCAACACCAACGGGUCGCAGUUUUUUAUUACGACAGUGGCGACACCGUGGCUGGACAACAAGCACACCGUGUUUGGCCGCGUCGUCAAAGGCAUGGAUGUCGUGCAGGUAAAGAAAGCAAUUGCUACAACAACAACAACAGCAACAACAACAGUGUUGUUGUGUAGAGGGCUUCGCUCUCUCUCUCUCUCUCCUCGUGUUGGCAUUGAUUUGUUUUGUGAACGUAAAAAACAGGCCAUCGAGAAGGUGAAGACGGACAAGAGCGACAAGCCAUACCAGGACGUGAAAAUUCUCAACGUGACGGUGCCCAAGGGAUAAGCUUGGAGGCGUGGAGCGAGCAAGGAGGAAACAAAGGGCCAGGGAAAAAGGAAAAAAAAGGUGGGGUGGGGCCGCGACAACGUGUUUGAGCACGUGGUUUUCACGCCAAUUUGAGGCAGCUGGGUAAAUGGAAAAUGUGGCCCUUUAAACCUA